This is a messenger RNA of Laetiporus sulphureus 93-53, 1047 nucleotides long. Its product is annotated as zf-DHHC-domain-containing protein. Lineage: Eukaryota; Fungi; Basidiomycota; Agaricomycetes; Polyporales; Laetiporaceae. Bases 1 to 1047 code for a protein of 348 amino acids. The record is from RefSeq and is a predicted model, not a curated record. Gene Ontology annotation, molecular function: palmitoyltransferase activity. The transcript has 9 exons.
AUGAUCUGCGCGAGACAAGUUUUCAGAUGCUUCAGGAGGCUUGAGCGUAUUGCGGACAGAAUCACAGGCGCCGCCGGCCCUCUGUUCGUUACCCUCGGGGUCAUCCUGCUCUCCAGCGGAGCGUUCUGUUUCUUCGAGGUGAUACAACCGACCUUGCCUCUCCUGUGGCUCACAACCCCCAUAUGCGCGUUGAUCGCGUUCAACCUCUUCAUGCACUACUACUGGGUGUGCACCAUCCCGCCGGGGUUCAUAGACGACCCGCCACUGUCGCCGGAACCGCGCUCGGGAUGGAUGUGGGCGCAGAAAAGGACGAGCACGCCGGGCGGAGUGCGCUGGUCGGAGUUGUUGAACGUCACAAGAGCGAGCAUGCGGCGGUGUCGGAAGUGUCUUGUGAUGAGGCCCGAGGAGGUGCUGAUGGGUGUGCGCUGCGAGAGGUCUCACCAUUGUCGGAUAUGCAACCGCUGCGUGCUGAAGUAUGACCAUCACUGCCCAGUACGGAUCAACCAGUGUGUCGGCUUGCACAACGAGCGGCACUUUGUGCUCUUCCUCAUAUACCUCUCGAUCUCCACAUUCUGCUACGCCAUCUCCGGCUGGCCGCACGUCCUUUCCGCAAUGGGGUGGCACGGAGACGAUACGUGGGACUACUAUGCCCCUCCAAUCGCGUUCGUCAUCACCUUCAUACUCUCUGCCAUCCUCUUUUUUGCAGUGACGAUCAUGACCGCGUGGCACCUGUAUGGUAUCGCGUGCGGGGAGACGUCCGUGGAGGCGGCGGACAACGAGAUGUACCGGACGAUGGCGAAAGGGCGGGGCGAGACAUUCGUGAAUUCCUAUGACCUAGGAAAGCGGAGAAACCUUGAGCUGUUCUUCAAUGUUGGCCAGGAUGGAUACCCUCUUUAUACCCUCCUCUUCCCCUUUCGCAUCGAACCAUAUACCGAUGGCCGCGCGUGGGCGCGUCGGCCAGGAUUGGAGAGGCACCGCGGCGUGCAGGAGGGAGAGGAGCUUACGGAUGACGAUGACGAUGACGAGGAGGAAGAAGUGGCAGUAUGA